UUCAACUUCAACCAUCAGCCUUCUUCUUCACUCCCAUCAAAGCAAACCUAUCUCUCUCCUUCACAUUCUCUCACUCUCCAAAAAAGCUCUGCACUUUCUCAAAGAGAAUGUUCAUGGGAAAGAUGGGUCUUUUGGGAAUCUUGGUGUUGUGUUUUGCUGCAAUGGUGUGCUCUGUUCAUGGCUAUGACGCUGGAUGGGUCAAUGCUCAUGCUACUUUCUAUGGUGGAAGUGACGCUUCUGGAACAAUGGGUGGAGCUUGUGGGUAUGGGAAUCUCUACAGUCAAGGAUACGGAACCAACACUGCAGCGUUAAGCACAGCUCUGUUCAACAACGGGCUUAGCUGCGGCGCGUGUUUCGAGAUCAAGUGCCAGAGCGACGGCGCGUGGUGUUUACCUGGUGCUAUUAUAGUCACGGCCACCAACUUCUGUCCUCCCAACAACGCUCUUCCUAAUAACGCUGGUGGUUGGUGUAACCCUCCGCUUCACCAUUUUGACCUUUCACAGCCUAUCUUCCAACGCAUUGCUCAUUACAAAGCUGGUGUCGUCCCUGUUUCUUACAGAAGGGUUCCGUGCAAGAGAAGAGGAGGUAUAAGGUUCACAAUCAACGGCCACUCUUACUUCAACCUCGUAUUGGUGACCAAUGUUGGAGGUGCUGGAGAUGUACACUCGGUAGCGGUUAAAGGUUCAAGAACAAGGUGGCAACAAAUGUCAAGAAACUGGGGACAGAACUGGCAAAGCAACAAUCUUUUAAACGGUCAAGCAUUGUCCUUUAAGGUUACUGCAAGCGAUGGUCGAAUCGUCGUCUCUAACAACAUUGCUCCAGCUAGUUGGUCGUUCGGACAAACCUUCACAGGCCGUCAAUUCCGUUGAACUUGUCUCAUUUUGGUACAAGUCGGUUCGGUUCUUAUAUAGUUUUAGAGUUUGUGUAGUGGUGAGGAAAGAGAAGAGACAGAGAUAAAGAGGGUUUAAGGCUUUUUAGGGUUUUAAGAGGAGAGCCUUGAAAACUUCUUCUCUGACUCUUGAGGGGUAAAAAAUGGAGAGAAGAGCUUAUAUUAAAAGGGCUCUUUUAGUCAUUUUAAGGAUUAGGGUUUUAGUGAAGUUUGGUAUUUGAGUAGUAGUAGUAGUAGUAGUAGUAGUAGAGUGGUGUGUGUUCGUUCUUAAAGGGACCUCUAUGUUUCACCAAUGGGUUCCUUUGUUUUUAUCACUUUUCUUUUUUUGCCUUUUUUCUGUCUUGUGGUUUAAAAAAAGCAGAAGUGGGUAGGGGCAGAGGAGGAAUUUCACCUCCCGCCUUGUUGUUUUUUUUUACUUUUACUUCUUGGGUCGUGUUUUUUGUUGUUUACGUUAAUCAAGUUGUAAUGUAAGGGUUUGGUUAAGAUCCAACUUUACACCUA
Capsella rubella is the source of this 1390-nucleotide messenger RNA. RefSeq names its product expansin-A15. The transcript has 4 exons. Gene Ontology annotation, cellular component: extracellular region. Gene Ontology annotation, biological process: plant-type cell wall organization. NCBI's taxonomy places the organism in Eukaryota, Viridiplantae, Streptophyta, Magnoliopsida, Brassicales, Brassicaceae. The coding region runs from base 108 to 869 and encodes 253 amino acids. The record is from RefSeq and is a predicted model, not a curated record.